AUGGCACGCAUUUUCAUUACAGGUUCUUCUGACGGACUGGGCGCUGUCGCUGCCCGCACACUCCUCAAGAACGGCCACCAGGUCGUCAUCCACGCUCGCAAUGCCCAGCGAGCUGAGGAUGCAAAGCUGGCCGUGCCAGGCGCCGAGGCUGUCCUUCUCGGCGACCUCUCCAAGAUCGAAGAGGUGAAGAAACUUGCCAAAGAUGCCAACGAACUGGGAACCUUUGACGUCGUCAUACACAACGCAGGCCUCUACCGCGGGCCCUAUCGCAAGACCGACCUAGGGCUGCCAAGCUUGACCGCAGUCAAUGUUUUUGCGCCAUACAUCCUCACGUCCUUGAUCAACAAACCCAAGAGAGUGGUCUACAUCUCUUCAAGCCUGCACAAGAGCGGCGACACCAGCUUCACCGAUCCGACGUGGCGCGAGCGCGGCGAGGGAGGGUGGAGCGAGAACCAGGCGUACUGCGACUCGAAGUUGCACGUCACCACUUUGGCCAACGCGGUCGCUCGUCUGUGGCCGGAUGUGAAGAGUAAUUCGGUUGAUCCUGGCUGGGUCCCGACGAAGAUGGGCGGUCCCAGCGCGCCUGAAAAGGCAGAGGACGGGGUUGCGAGCUAUAUUCUGUUGGCGGAGGGAACGGGGGCUGGGAACGUUACUGGAAAGUACUUUAAGCCUCCUGGAAAGGAGGAUACUGCCGUGCCAUUUACCAAGGAUGAGCAGAGACAGGACCAGCUGCUGAAGCUGCUUGAGAAGGAAACGGGGAUCAAGCUCCCUGUUGAAUAA
Molecule: messenger RNA, 780 nt
Organism: Colletotrichum orchidophilum
Lineage: Eukaryota; Fungi; Ascomycota; Sordariomycetes; Glomerellales; Glomerellaceae
Product: short chain dehydrogenase
Exons: 1
Coding region: 1-780 (259 amino acids)
Source: RefSeq, a predicted model, not a curated record